AUGUGCUCAUUUCCAGCAAUAGUUUGCUUUUCUAAAAUUUCAUACCUAAGUUCUUUGGCACUCAUCGUUGUUCGGAGUAUUCGUUUUCAUGUACUUCUGGUUGUAUGCCGUAUUUGUUGUUUGCUCUGCUUACCAGAAUAAGAACAUAUUCUUUAAUAUAGUUGUUUUUUUUAAAACGCAUCCUGUUGUUUUUGGAUGUUUCCAAUGUGUUGUUGUGCUUGAAACUAAUUUAGUGCGAAAUACAUCCUUUUGGUUAAUGUGGUUUGCAAGUUAAGAUGUCCCUUUUUUUUUUUUUUUAAGGUAGAGAAUUGACUUUAUUUUUCGUUCUUUUCAAACUUAUUGACAGAUCAUCAUGGUCCACCAAAGAUCAACUGCUGGCAAGAUCCAUUAAGCCCAUCUCAAUGGAAGGAAGAACAUGUGAGUGUUCGCCCAGAUUAUAUUUUAAGUGCAUUCCGAGAAAUCUGAACCGAAGAAUGUAGAAUUCAUCUCGAGGGGUUUUGGAUGCUGUUUUGUGACAGUCAAAAUAUUAAUCUUCACUAAACUGGUGCAAAAAGAAACGUUCUAUCUCCUGCGAAUCUCCAUAUGUUCCGCCUAGCUGAGAUAGCUGUUCUAUAUAUCUAAAAUUAGGGGCUCCUCUGAAGAAGGCAGCGAUGGCUUCUUGUGGCUUGGCUUCUAUUCAUUGAUAGCUUCUAUGCUUCCUGAACUACAUUAAUUUGAAUACUUUGCAGUUCGUGAUAGUCUCUUUGACCGGCUGGGGCCUUCUCUUCUAUGGAGGCUACAAGCUGGCCACCGGUGGCAAAAAGGAGAAGAAAGAAGAGGUACUUCCCUCCCCCUCCCCCUUCUCUAUGCCUCUUCCUUGUUCCAUGGCGAUCACCGCUGGGCAGAAGUUCAGCCUGGAGCCCAUUUCUGGUCCACUGGUUGGGGCUCUGGGCCCAGUGGUUGACUCUCACACUGAAGCCACCAUAUCUUUGGUAUUUUGCUUCAGAUACUGAGUACACCCAAUUAAUUGGCCGGAUCUAAGCAUUAAUUAGUUGAUUUCAUGGGGGGUGAAAAUCUCAUUCAUCCUGUAAUUAUGAAGUCGCUCAGUUGGAAUAUUUUGCUGGGUUAGUAAUAAUGAACCCAAAUAAAUUAAGAUGAAUUUAAUAGGAUGUCGACAGCCUCACUUAUCCUGUAAUGUAAAGGCCUUUUACUUUUGAUAUUUAUGCAUGGGUUUCUGGGUGAGUAACGACUUACCUAAAAUUGAUUUCAAGUAAGACAAAGAGCUCUUUAGUUGGAAUAUCUUGGCCUCUGGGUUUGGGUGAGUAGUAUGUAUUAUUGGGUCGACCCAACCAACCAACCUUGGGCGAGAACCGGAUUGAAGGAUCUUCCAUCCCUCGCCAAAACCUUAAACCUUAAACCCUAAACCAUCCAAUACUGAGACUUAACCCUUUGUUUCUGAUUCUUUCGGUGACUUCAACACCUGUUCUUGGUGCCUCUUUUUUGUUUUUUUUUUUUUUUUUCUUUCAGGUUGCAGCAGCACCCCAGCCCGCCCACUAG
This is a messenger RNA of Spirodela intermedia, 1536 nucleotides long. The record is from the annotation of a GenBank genome assembly. NCBI's taxonomy places the organism in Eukaryota, Viridiplantae, Streptophyta, Magnoliopsida, Alismatales, Araceae.